CUGGAACUGGGCUGGCCAUAGGGGGAAGCGGCGCGUUAAAUCCGCCCCCUCUCCAUACCCUACUUUCAAGGGGUGGGCGGUAGAGGGGAGGUUGGGGUUGGAGCAGCGGCGAAGGGGCCCCUCCCUUGCACCUCCCCCCACCGGACUUGGUCGCGCCCGAAGUGUAACACUUUCUCUUUGUCGGAGGAGCUCCUCUGUUUCCUGUGCAGUAGCUCCCGUUGCGGCGGCACCCGUGGCAGCCCUGGCGGACGCAGGAGCGAUGGCAGCGACCGAUAUAGCUCGCCAGGUGGGUGAAGGUUGCCGAACUGUCCCCCUGGCUGGACAUGUGGGGUUUGACAGCUUGCCUGACCAGCUGGUGAAUAAGUCCGUCAGCCAGGGCUUCUGCUUCAACAUCCUGUGCGUGGGAGAGACAGGUUUGGGCAAGUCCACCCUCAUGGACACCCUGUUCAACACCAAGUUCGAAGGGGAGCCAGCCACCCACACACAGCCGGGUGUCCAGCUCCAGUCUAAUACCUAUGACCUCCAAGAGAGCAAUGUGAGGCUAAAGCUCACGAUCGUUAGCACAGUUGGCUUUGGGGACCAGAUCAACAAAGAGGACAGCUACAAGCCCAUCGUGGAAUUCAUCGACGCACAAUUCGAGGCCUACCUGCAGGAAGAGCUGAAGAUCCGAAGAGUGCUACACACCUACCAUGACUCCCGAAUCCAUGUCUGCUUGUAUUUCAUUGCCCCUACGGGUCAUUCCCUGAAGUCUCUGGACCUAGUGACUAUGAAGAAGCUGGACAGUAAGGUGAACAUCAUCCCCAUCAUUGCCAAAGCAGAUGCCAUUUCGAAGAGUGAGCUAACAAAGUUCAAAAUCAAAAUCACCAGUGAGCUUGUCAGCAACGGAGUCCAGAUCUAUCAGUUUCCUACAGAUGAUGAGUCAGUGGCAGAGAUCAAUGGAACCAUGAACGCCCACCUGCCAUUUGCUGUCAUCGGCAGCACAGAAGAACUGAAGAUAGGCAACAAGAUGAUGAGGGCACGGCAGUAUCCUUGGGGCACUGUGCAGGUUGAAAACGAGGCCCACUGCGACUUUGUGAAGCUGCGGGAGAUGCUGAUUCGGGUCAACAUGGAGGAUCUGCGGGAGCAGACCCACACCCGGCACUAUGAGCUGUAUCGCCGCUGUAAGCUGGAGGAGAUGGGCUUCAAGGACACCGACCCUGACAGCAAACCCUUCAGUUUACAGGAGACAUAUGAGGCCAAAAGGAACGAGUUCCUAGGGGAACUCCAGAAAAAAGAAGAGGAGAUGAGACAGAUGUUCGUCCAGCGAGUCAAAGAGAAAGAAGCGGAGCUCAAAGAGGCAGAGAAAGAGCUGCAUGAGAAGUUUGACCGUCUGAAGAAACUGCACCAGGAUGAGAAGAAGAAACUGGAGGAUAAGAAGAAAUCCCUGGAUGAUGAAGUGAAUGCUUUCAAGCAAAGAAAGACGGCAGCCGAGCUGCUCCAGUCCCAGGGCUCCCAGGCUGGAGGCUCACAGACUCUGAAGAGAGACAAAGAGAAGAAAAAUUUGGGCUUCCUGUAGACACCCUUUUCCUGCGCAACAGAGCUGGGCCUCCCUUUCUCUAAUUUCCCCCUUAACAUGCCUGGGGGGCAUACAAUCCAACCCGCGCCCUCUCCUCUCUUCCUGCCAAGGUUUAUAGAAACCUGAGAAUCUGAGGGUGAUGUCUGGCCGCUGGUCAAGAAGCCAACAGUCAUGUGGCUCGCAGAUGCAUCCUGCAUCCCAGUCCCCCUCCCAGCACCCCCAGCCAUCCCCCCUGUCUUCCCCCACAUCUUUGCCAGAGGUGUGACAUGGUCAGGGGGCCCAUCUGCUACUCUUCCCCACCAGCUCCCCUGGUCCAGUUCUGGUUGCUGUUAGAUUCCCUGAGGUAUUUGCAACCACCAUGGCUGGGUAAGCACCGAUCAGCACAGCUGUCCCCUUGGUCUCCUGUAUCCCAGUCACUAGUCUUCCCUGGCCCACCCCACCCUCAUCCUCAGGAGCCACAACCAUUUCUUGGAGGGUUUCAAAAGGACAGCCUUUGGCGCCUUUUCCUUCUAACCUUUGAGUCCAGCCCUUUCCAGUUUUCAUUCACUCGAAGUAACUGCACUCAAGCUGUGCUCAAAAUCAGCAACGCAUUUAUUUACACCAAGCCCUUCCCAUAAAACACAACUGAUGAAGAAAAUAGCAGACGUUUCCCCUCUUUCUAACUCUGGGUAUCCCACAGAUGCAAAAGGGAGAAUAAACCUGAAUAUUAUUACCAGCCUAGAGUCUUGAAUGAUAGCCUUACCGAAUUCUUCUUGUGAGGUAUUUCAGCAUCUUGGGGGGUAAUUUCCGGAAGGGCUCCAUACUGUCCCAAUAAGGUGAGGCCAGUAGCAGGAAUAAUAAAUCCCACUUUGUAGGCUGGAAAACUGAGCUGUCAAAGAAUCAAGUGUUUGGAGAUUUGCUCUGAUGAGUCUUCUAGUUCAUUUAGUGAACGCCAUGAUGAUUUUUAACAUGCAUUUUGCAUGCAUCCCCCAAUAAGAAGAGAUGAGACUCUGCUGCAGAGAAGAAAAGAGGUGUUACACCUUGGAAGGCCCUUAACUUUCUUUCCAAUUUAAGGAGUUGAGAGUUUAAAAAUAUUCCAGCCCUAAGUUUUUAUCAUGGGUCCCAUCUGAUAGUGGCUUUGGGAACCUCUGUGAAGUAGAGAGCCCUCUCUUGUCAGGGUUAUGAGGCACAGUGGCCUUUGGUGUUUGGCCAGUGACAGUGUGAGAGAUGGAGUUGACCUGGCAAUGAUCUGUGGCUAACAUGCCGUCUCUCUGCCCUUCCUUUGCAGUAAUCCAUGGCUGUGUACUGAAUAGUAUUCCCCGCUACAGCUGGACUGGACUCCAUUUAGCCUUUUAAGCCGAGGUUCUUAUUUUAACUGACAGCUUUCCUUUGGGGUGCCAGGCAGCCAGACCCCCCACCCCUACCCUGCCAUGUACUUCAAGCUCACUUCUUUUUGAGUUCCACAACUUGCUCCUGCCUCCCAGCCCCACUGGCACUGACCAUGACCACCUACUUCUAUUUUUUUUUUUAAGAGUUUCUUUUUUUGAUCACUUACUUUCAAAGCACACAGUCAAACAAGGUUAUGCCAAAUUUCCAGGCCUUUUUGAAGUAUUGAGAAGGGGAAGGGGAUUUCUCACUUCAAUUACAGAUCAUAAUAGGAAGCAAAAAGAAAAAAAUGAAAAGCAAACAUAUGCAUGUACUUUUCUUAUUGGCAAAGCAAGAGUGUAGGUUUGCUGUGUAGGUUUGGUGCUCUACUGAUUGGUGAGUGACCAGAGCAAGUAUGAAGGUGAUGCUGCCAAAACACAAGCCAGUUUCUUGGGAAAAUUCAAGUUACAGUGGAGUAUUUUUUUGAAGACCAUAUGCUUGGAGGUAGAAACAAACCAACAACCAAAAAAAAAAAAAAAAAUCUGCUCAGAUACUCAGCCAGAAGCUCAGAGAGAUGCUGAGUUAGGCCUGUCAGGUCUCCUUGGGAAAGGAUUCAUAUUUGCAACUUUGAUGAUUCUAUGUCCAGCUUCAGAGCUGCGUUCCCAGAAAUUCAUGCUUAAACAACCAACUGGUAACCACCACCUCCCCACACCGCCGCCCGGUAAUUAUUUGCAUUACAAACCGGAGGCGCCCUCAUUUGCAUUUGUGUACAGAUGAACUACUUAAGACUUGAGAAGCUCUGAAUACUUCAAAAGUAUUAGACCCACACAGCCUUGGAGAGACCUUCAGAAACUAAGGAGGAGUUUUAUAUUAAGGGAGACAUUUUAGUCAGUAAGACGAUAUAACCUACUUACUCCGUAAGGAGAAAUGAAGGCCCAGAGAAGGGAAGGGACUUGACCGAGGUCUCACUUCUGUUUUGAGGCAGAAGCCAGACUGACUUUCAUGGCUCCUGACUCCCAAUCCAUUUCACAAAGGGAUUCAAUCUGUUUAUAUACGUUACGUUCCUGGAUACGAGGUUUUUUGAUGUUCAGAGUAACUGACUAGUUAGUGUUAGAAAACCCUCAGGUUUUUUCCCACAGAAAAACGUCUGAAGAUGGAUUGGGUGAGGGCUGGCAAAACGAUGGCAUGCCGGGCCAGCUCCUUAACCCAAUGACCCAGUGGUGCUGCAAGGCUGGCACGGGGUCCAGGAGACCGUGUGUAACAGGUGCCCUAGGUGACCCUUAUAAUCAGGGAAGUUUGGUAAACAAAAAUCGAACCCAUGAGUGAACAUAAAUUAAAAAGUUAUCAAGCCUAUUAAAAUGGGUAUUUCAUUGGGUAGCUUUUCUCACCGUAGACAGAUUUUUUCCUUCUUCAAUGAAAAGGCUUUUUAAUUAGUACAACUGUUACUAUUUAAAAAAAGAUACCCUAAGUACUCUGUUUACUUCUGGUGAAACAAAACCAGUCAUUAGAAAUGGUCUGUGCUUUUAUUUUCCCGGACUGGAGUGGCUUUUCUGAAACACACACACACACACGUACACACAUCCCUCACUUCUCUUAAGCCAAGAAGUUUGCUUUCCCUAGCUGCAGUGUAGAUGGCUCUUGUUUUUGUUUUUUUGUUUUAAUCAUUUGGCAUUCACAUGUGGCUGUUAAUAUGUGCUUGUUUUUAAUUAAAACAAGAAGCUUUAAA
Molecule: messenger RNA, 4625 nt
Organism: Nomascus leucogenys (northern white-cheeked gibbon)
Lineage: Eukaryota; Metazoa; Chordata; Mammalia; Primates; Hylobatidae
Source: RefSeq, a predicted model, not a curated record